Messenger RNA from Quercus robur (English oak), 2141 nucleotides. Its product is annotated as bHLH transcription factor RHL1-like. Gene Ontology annotation, molecular function: RNA polymerase II cis-regulatory region sequence-specific DNA binding; DNA-binding transcription factor activity, RNA polymerase II-specific; protein dimerization activity. The coding region runs from base 289 to 1722 and encodes 477 amino acids. Gene Ontology annotation, biological process: regulation of transcription by RNA polymerase II. The transcript has 7 exons. Gene Ontology annotation, cellular component: nucleus. The record is from RefSeq and is a predicted model, not a curated record. Lineage: Eukaryota; Viridiplantae; Streptophyta; Magnoliopsida; Fagales; Fagaceae.
CAAAAAAAACCAAAAACAAACAAUCCCUAGCUACUUUUGCUAUUUAAUAUCCCCAGACAACAACACCCCAGGGAAGAGAAAGAGAAAAAAGAGAAAGAUAGAGAAACCCAUCCAUCCAUCACACAACACAACACAACACAACAACUUGGAUCAGCUCCCCAAAACAUUCAUAAACCCAAAAUGCCUGCUCUUUGUUUCAAUCACUUCUCAUUCCCCUAGAGACCCAGCCAAACAUUCACAGCUCUCUCUCUCUCUCUCUCAUAUUCCAACACAAACAGUUUCUCAGAUAUGCAACCUUGUAGCAGAGAAAUGCAAGGAAUGAACUCCCUCUUAAACGCAACUCAAAUCUCACUCCAAGACCUCCAAAAUCAUCAUCAUCAUCAACAACAACAACAUCAACAUCAACAACAGCCACAACAGAUCCAAAACUCUCAGAUUCAACACCUCCAGAACUCACACUUCGACCCCAACAACACCCACGAUGACUUCUUGGAGCAAAUGUUCUCUACCAUCCCUUCGUGUGCUUGGCCUGAGCUCAACCCCAAAACCCCGUGGGACCUCAAGCCCAGAGACCUCUCCGAAGAAACGCCACCGUCUAACCCUGACAACAAUGUUCCUUACCAGUUCGACCAUGACUCUUCCACCCUCGCUUCCAAGCUCCGUAACCAUCAGAUUUCCGGCGUUACUAAGUCCUCCGCCGCAGCUGCCGCCGCUGCCAUCAUGCUCCAGCAGCAACUCUUCAUGUCUCGCGGUGCCGGCGCCGGAGCCGGCGAGUCUGGUCUGAUUCAGAUGCCGCUUUCUUUGGGUGCCUCCGACGACGUCGUUGAUGGGUCCUCGUCUUUCAAGUCUCCCAAUACGGGAGGUGAGGGUUCGGUUCAAGCUCUGUAUAACGGGUUCACUGGAUCUUUACACGGGCCGGGUCAGACUCCGAACCAGGCUCAGCAUUUUCACCAUCCUCAGGGUGGACAGGUUCAGGGUCAGAACUACGGGGCUCCGAGUGGAGUGAUGAACCAAGGUCCAGCAAGUGGGUCAGCCGGAAGUGCACCGGCUCAACCAAGACAGAGGGUUAGGGCUAGGCGUGGUCAAGCCACUGACCCACAUAGCAUCGCCGAAAGAUUACGGAGGGAGAGAAUUGCAGAGAGAAUGAAAGCCCUGCAGGAACUGGUUCCGAAUGCCAACAAGACAGACAAGGCUUCAAUGCUGGAUGAGAUCAUAGACUACGUGAAAUUCCUCCAGCUUCAAGUCAAGGUUCUGAGCAUGAGUAGAUUGGGCGGUGCAGCUGCUGUUGCUCCCCUUGUUGCUGAUAUGUCUUCUGAGGGUGGCGGUGACUGUAUCCAAGCGGGUGCCAAUAGUGGGGCCCUCGGUCGCAACUCUAACGGCAACCAAACGGCGCCAUCUAACGACAGCCUAACGGUGACGGAGCACCAAGUAGCUAAGCUCAUGGAAGAAGACAUGGGCUCCGCCAUGCAAUACUUACAAGGCAAGGGUCUUUGCCUCAUGCCCAUCUCUCUUGCCACUGCUAUCUCCACGGCCACGUGUCACUCCAGGAACGCCAUGAUCAACAACCACAACAACAACAUUAACAACAACCCACUUCUCCAAUCCAACGGUGAGGGACCAUCCUCGCCAAGCAUGUCCGUGUUGACCGUGCAAUCAGCUACUAUGGGUAACGGCGGCGGUGACGCUUCCGUUAAGGACAACACGUCAGUUUCCAAGCCUUAAAAAUGGCGUUAACUGACUUUUCAACUGCAACAACAAAAAAAAGAAAAAGAAAAAAAAAAAAAGGAUUUUUCAAUGGCAGUCAAAGUCUACGAAAAUAAGGUUUCAGCUACAGAGUGUUCAACGACGCCGUAUUUACGUAGACUUUGGCUAAAGCUAACUUCACCAAGUAUCACCACCUCUUGUUUAUCUUUGUUGGGUUUAGGUUCGUGUUAAUUUUAUUUCCCUUUAUGUUUUUUAUUUUUCCAAUGUAAUUUUGUUUUGUUUUUUUUUUUAAUGUGAUACUGAUUUGGUUCUUCUAUCAUGUUCAAAACGUUAAAUGGAAGCGUUUUCAAUACGAGGCCAUGAUGUUAUUAUGAAAUCAUCAUUAGAGAAUUUAAACUCAUCAAAGUAAUAAUUACGUUUUAAUAUUUUAUGGAUCA